GCAUAAUAUGAAGUUGACCUUAAGCAUCAAAAUAGAUAACAAGCUCAUAGUAAUUUAAAUCAUGAAUGAGGAUCGCAGAAGAAAUAAAUACUACAUUUAUAUGUUAUAUUGUAUAUAAAAUACAAUAAACAUAUAACAUUAUAUAUACAUUAGAAGUUAUUACGUAUAACAUACUUUAUACACGUAUUAUAAUGCAUAAUGUAUAUAAUUAUAGUAAUGUCUAUUUGUAACGCUCGACUCGUUUUGUAGGUGGGCCGGAUCGGGUCCAGACCCGGACCCGAAUCCAGUAGCGUGGGAGCCCGAUGUCGCCUCUUCUCCCUCGUCUCCCUUGUUUCCCUUCUUCAUCUCUCCCUUUGCUAUGACCACAACGCAGAGAAGAGGAAGACGGAGGUCGGUGCAGCGGCGAUGGAAGUGGACGACGGCGGCGGCAGCGGCGCUCAAGUGAGCCAUCGGUCUCUCUCUCUGUCUCUUCCUCUCCCUCCCGUGUUGUUUCUCUUUUCGGCCAGCUCUCUCUCCCGCACUCUCUCUCUGUCCAUGCUCUCUUUGCUUGCCCUCUCUCUAUGCACGCCCUCUUCCUCCCACGCAUCCUUGCACUCUCCCCUCUCUGUCAGCACCCUCUGCCCAUGCUUUUCCCUCUCUCACAGCCCCUUUUUCAACUACUAUGGGCCUCUUCUAACGACGGACACCUCUCUCUUAAACCUCCUUUUUGCCGAUUUUUGAUUCUCUUAUCGUUGUUUGAUCGGGUUUCAGCUUGGGGAUGUGUUCUUCCCCCUCAUAACAGCGGCUAGAAUGCGUUGGUGUGGCUGCAUUGCGGGAUUUUAGCCGUUUGAGGACCUCAACUAAGGAAAACAAGUACAUCGGGCACGUCAAGUAGGCCUUGAGCAAUGUGGGUCGUAGUUCAAGGUGUUUAGUGGACGCGCGACAGGUAGUAAAUGAUGAUGAUAUGUAUUUAUGGAGAGAAUUAGAAUAUGUUCCUGGCCAACAUCUGUUUUGGUUGGGCCUAGUGGCAAAAUUUUGUUUCAAAUUUUUGGAGAAGGUCAUCGAAAGGGGUGUGAUGGUUCCAUUAUGUUGGAUGACACCGCUACGUUCACUGGAGAGAAGAAUGCAGCCCCCAACAGGAAUUCUACCAGAGGAUUUGAAGUGAUAGAUGCAAUCAAGGCUGCUGUGGAGCAGAUCUGCCCGGGGGUUGUGUCAUGUGCCGAUAUCUUGGCCAUAAGUGCCAGAGACUCUGUUGUUGCUUUGGGUGGGCCUAGCUGGGAUGUCAAGGUUGGAAGAAGAGAUGCCUGGACUGCCAGCCAAGCUGCUGCUAAUACUAGCAUCCCUGCUCCCACCUUCGAUCUUAAUCGUCUCGUUUCCAGCUUCCAAGCUCAAGGACUCUCUGUCAAAGACUUAGUUGCACUGUCAGGGGCUCACACGAUUGGCCAGGCAAGGUGCACCAACUUCAGGGCUCGCAUAUACAAUGAGACCAACAUAGAUGGCUUCUUUGCAAGGACUAGACAGGCGGGAUGCCCCAGGACAUCAGGAGCAGGGGACAACAACUUGGCACCCCUUGAUAUACAGACGCCUACCUCCUUCGACAACAGCUACUUUCAGGACCUUAUCAGUAUGAGGGGACUCCUCCAUUCCGACCAGCAGCUCUUCAAUGGUGGAUCCACGGAUUCACUGGUCACGUCUUACAGCCAGAGCAGCAGCACCUUCAAUGCCGACUUUGUUGCGGCGAUGAUCAGAAUGGGAGACAUCAAGCCCCUUACUGGGUCCAACGGCGAAAUCAGGAAGAACUGCAGGAGGAUCAACUAAGAAGGCUUGGGUUCGAUUAUCGAUUGUAGAUUAAUACUUUGAUUCUGAUUAUGCGCCCCAGAGCUUUUACAAUAGCAAGAUAUUAUACGUGUGUUUCCUUUUGGAGGCAAACUAUGUUGUUUUGCCGUGUUUGUCAUUUCUUACUGUUUAGUGAGCCAAUCACCAAAAAACCUUUUUAUGCUUUCCCUCAUGAGGGUAUAUCGUCACCACCUGUAAUGGAUUUAUCGUAGGCAGAAUCUCCUUGAUCUUUUUUGUU
Messenger RNA from Nymphaea colorata (pocket water lily), 2053 nucleotides. Its product is annotated as peroxidase P7-like. The coding region runs from base 952 to 1797 and encodes 281 amino acids. The record is from RefSeq and is a predicted model, not a curated record. NCBI's taxonomy places the organism in Eukaryota, Viridiplantae, Streptophyta, Magnoliopsida, Nymphaeales, Nymphaeaceae. Gene Ontology annotation, molecular function: heme binding; peroxidase activity. Gene Ontology annotation, biological process: hydrogen peroxide catabolic process; response to oxidative stress. The transcript is spliced from 6 exons.